AGAAGAAGAGAGAAAGCUGAAAAAACGACGUAAAUCAAGUGCUUCUUCGAUAGACACAGAAUGUCUUGAAGAUAUAAAACAUACUUUAGAGGAAGGAGGAGAUACCCAGUAUCUACUCCAGGAUAUUGACACAAUUUUUGACCUUUCGAAAGAACAUAAAUUCAAUUCUGUUGUAGAUUUACCAACAUUCGUCAGAAAAAAUGAAAAGGUUCCUUUAGAAGUUCUUAAGCAACUGAGUGAAAAUAAACGAAUAUACAACAUUAUUUUAGAAAAUUACCCGAAUCUACUCUCAUGCAAAAGUUCAUCUGAAAGGGGGAUCAAUAAAAUGCCAACCAAUACACAUACUUCUAGAAUACCCGUCAAAUUUUCUAUGAAACUCAAAAAGACUGAAGAUCCUGUGCCGACAAAAAUACCUUCUGGUAUAGCCCAGGAAGAAAAUGUAGAAACACAUAAAAAUAACGUUGUUGAUAUCAAAGAAUCUGCACUUGAUGCCUCUGGUGGAUACAAACCGAUCCAGUUACUGAGAAGUAUAUCUGUGAAAGCAAGAAAUCAAAUGCAGCCCCAUACUUAUUUGAAAAACGUUAGAUUCAGAAAAAAUUCCAUUGGUUACAGAGGAGCUAUGUUGAACAUACAUAAAUAUAAGGUGAAAGCUUCUAGCUGUCCCGAUAUUUAUAAAAAUUCUAUGAAUGUCCUUUUCAACGAAGGAGAGACUUGGUAUGAAGAACUGAUAGAUAUAUUGAAAGGUUUAACCACGUUUUCGUUAUUUUUGGACCUACAUUUUCUUCUGCUCUCGUUGUCCAUGAUGAUUUUGUGUAUAUGGUUUGUAGUUCCAUAUUUUUAUUUGGCAGAACAUAUGACAAGAAGUGGAUAUACUGAUAGCGAUGCUUCCCUUGUGAUAUCUGUUAUUGGUAUCACAAACACAAUUGGAAUGGUUCUUCUGGGAGCAGCAGGAGAUCGAAUAAAUGUUGCCAAAUCGUAUGCUAUCUGUUUAAUUUUAUGCGGGGUGACUAUAGGCGCAAUGGUUUUGUUCACCUCGAAUUAUAUCGUGUUAGUGAUAAGCGGUGGAUGUUUUGGUUUAUUUUUCGCAAGCUCCAUGUCGUUGACACCUUCUCUUCUAGCUGAACUUGUUUCAUUGGAUGACUUUACCAUGGCCUACGGUUUGCUUUUACUUUCACAAGGAGUGGGAAAUUUGAUAGGACCUCCAUUGGCAGGAUGGCUUUUUGAUUUGACAAACUCUUGGCACCAAUCCUUUUACCAGGCAACCUUUUGGAUUAUUAUAUCAGGAAUUCUGAUUGGAAUAAUUCCAUUCACAAGCAACAGAAAAUUAUAUGUUUCCAGUAAUAAAAAAAUAACAACAUAA
This is a messenger RNA of Leptinotarsa decemlineata (Colorado potato beetle), 1360 nucleotides long. Its product is annotated as monocarboxylate transporter 9. The record is from RefSeq and is a predicted model, not a curated record. Gene Ontology annotation, biological process: monocarboxylic acid transport; transmembrane transport. NCBI's taxonomy places the organism in Eukaryota, Metazoa, Arthropoda, Insecta, Coleoptera, Chrysomelidae. Gene Ontology annotation, molecular function: monocarboxylic acid transmembrane transporter activity.